Homalodisca vitripennis (glassy-winged sharpshooter) is the source of this 3221-nucleotide messenger RNA. It is a transcript of the gene TM9SF3, whose product is annotated as transmembrane 9 superfamily member 3. Gene Ontology annotation, biological process: protein localization to membrane. Gene Ontology annotation, cellular component: membrane. The transcript has 11 exons. NCBI's taxonomy places the organism in Eukaryota, Metazoa, Arthropoda, Insecta, Hemiptera, Cicadellidae. The record is from RefSeq and is a predicted model, not a curated record. Bases 220 to 1983 code for a protein of 587 amino acids.
CUACGUGUAAAUGUCGUACUGUCGCCUGCCUGCCGGACUGUCUGUUUUCGUUUUUAUACAAUCGGGAUUUGGGUUAUCAUUAGUUACAGGGAAAGCCAAGUUUACGUAGACGAACUUUUCAGUUUUCAGCAGCUUUUAUUAAGAAAAGUAAGAGUGUUGGUUUUGGAAUGCCUUGCUUAAAUGUGAAAUUAUAAAACAAUUUUAAGCAUAUAAAUCAUAAUGAUAGUAAUUAGUUUUAGAUCUGUGCUGUCGGUUACAGUUUUGUCAUUAUUUGUGUUUAUUGUGGGCGGUGAUGAACACACUCAUACAUAUCAAGAGAACGACGAGGUGGUGCUAUGGAUGAACACAGUGGGACCAUACCACAACCGUCAGGAGACCUAUGCCUACUUCUCUCUGCCGUUCUGCAUGGGUACCAAGGAGACCAUCAGCCACUACCACGAGACUCUGGGAGAGGCAUUACAGGGGGUGGAGCUGGAGUUCAGUGGCCUGGACAUCGAGUACAAAGCUGACAUUUCAAAGACACCAUAUUGUGAAAUUCAGCUGAAUGAUGAAAAGCUGAAAGCAUUCAUAUAUGCUGUCAAGAACCACUAUUGGUACCAGAUGUAUAUUGACGAUCUACCUAUUUGGGGAAUUGUUGGUGAAAUGGAAGAGGUGAAUGGCCAGAUGAACUACUACAUCUGGACACAUAAGAAGUUUGAUAUUGGUUACAAUGGCAAAUACAUUGUCGAUGUAAACCUAACGUCUGAGUACAAGAUCAAGUUGGAACUUGGAGUGAAGAUUCCCUUCACGUACGAAGUUAACUGGAAACCAUCACCUGUCAAAUUUGAAGACCGUUUUGAUAAAUAUUUGGAUCCAAAUUUUUUCCAACACAGAAUACAUUGGUUCAGCAUCUUUAACAGCUUCAUGAUGGUGAUAUUCCUUGUGGGUCUGGUCUCCAUGAUCCUCAUGAGGACCCUGAGAAAAGACUAUGCCAGAUAUAGCAAAGAUGAAGAGUUAGACGAUAUGGAACGUGACCUCGGGGAUGAGUAUGGCUGGAAGCAGGUGCACGGGGACGUGUUUCGUCCAGCCAGCAACCCAAUGGUUUUCUCAGCAAUGAUAGGAGCCGGCUACCAAGUCACUGUGGUCACUCUCUCUGUCAUUGUGUUUGCCAUCCUAGGAGAGCUUUACACAGAGAGAGGAUCACUGCUGAGUACUGCCAUAUUUGUGUAUGCGGCGGCCAGCCCUGUCAACGGUUACUUCGGUGGGGGGCUCUAUGCCAGACUGGGAGGCAAGAUCUGGAUCAAACAAAUGAUUCUGUCAGCAUUCAUGCUGCCUGCACUUGUCUGUGGUACUGCCUUCUUUAUCAACUUCAUUGCUAUCUACUACCAUGCCUCCAGAGCUAUCCCCUUUGGAACAAUGGUGGCAGUGACAUGUAUCUGCUUGUUUGUGAUUCUGCCUCUGACCAUGGUGGGAACAGUGUUAGGUCGCAAUUUGGCAGGCCAGCCUGACUACCCGUGCCGCAUAAACGCUGUGCCACGGCCCAUUCCUGAGAAAAAAUGGUUCAUGGAGCCGGCCGUCAUUGUGGUACUUGGUGGUGUUCUGCCAUUUGGCUCCAUCUUCAUCGAGAUGUACUUCAUAUUUACAUCAUUCUGGGCAUACAAGAUAUAUUAUGUGUAUGGCUUCAUGCUCCUGGUGUUUCUGAUACUGAUGAUUGUGACGGUCUGUGUGACGAUUGUGUGCACGUACUUCUUGCUCAACGCAGAGGACUACCGGUGGCAGUGGACCAGCUUCCUGGCAGCAGCUUCUACUUCUGGUUAUGUUUACAUGUACUCCUUCUACUAUUUCUUCUUCAAAACAAAAAUGUAUGGGCUGUUCCAAACUGCGUUCUACUUCGGCUACAUGGCGUUGUUCUCUGCAGCCCUUGGCAUCAUGUGUGGCACGGUCGGGUACGUUGGCACCUCGUUGUUCGUGCGAAAGAUUUACUCUACCGUCAAGAUCGACUGAACUGCCAACCUUUCCAGAGAUCUCAAGAAAAUAUCCAUCACUAUCGGUCUAUGACUCCAAGCUUGUUAAAGCUCUCCAAAUCUCCACUUUCUUGAGUUCUUAUUUUUAUUUCAAUGUAUGGGUUAAUGUAAUAUGUAAGUAAUGUCUGAUUGUACAACUUUACAUGAUAUACAGUUUUCUUGUAAAUAAGAAUUUAUCUUGUAAUCUUUUAAUAAACCAAUGUGUUAAGAACAGAUCCUUAUUAUCUUAUGAUGAAAUCAGUGUAGUAUUGCGUUGGCUGUGUACAACUUUAGACUUCUAAGACACUAUUUCUUUGUAGGUUAAAAGUGGCACAAAUUUUGUUUGGAUGUUGCUAUGGAAUAUUCUAUAAUGUUGAGACAAAGUCUUCGAUAUUCUGUAAUUUUCAUUGCGGUAAAGUCCAAUGAUAAAUUCUUAUUCUUGAUAGGUUUUAUUUUAUUUGUUCAAAAGAACUGGCAGCAAGUUGUAAGCGGUCACUACUGAAAACUGAAUAAAUACAAAUUUGUCAACUGACAAUGUCAUGUUUCUAGUCCUAAGAAAAGUUCUUUUGAAGGAAACUUAAAUGGUUUUUAACUUAAUGAUUGUAUUAAAAUAAAUUUGUUUUGAAGUUGUUGAGCUUUAAACCUGAGUCAGGCAUUCAGUUUUUGUGAAUGCAUUAAACUUGUGAUUUAUUUACAUAUUUGUGAUACAUAUUAUGGUGAACCUAAAGUACAUAAUGGAACAAAUAAACAAAUCUUAGUCUUUGUUUCGUCUAAAAAUGUUUGUUUAAAUAAGUUUACCUUCUUUACAAAACUGUUUGCAUUUCAGUACUAGAAAAGAAUAAUGUCCCUAGGAAUAAAAAGUUUGCCUUGCAUUCUAUGUACUUUUAUGAAAACAUUUGAAACACUACUGCCGACACAGUGUUUCACAUAUUUUAUUUUAUUAUUUUGUAGUUGCUUGAUAUAUUUAUAAUUUUUGUUAACAUUUGAUACAUGUUGUAUUAUAUUGAAAACGUAUAACCUUUGUAAAUAGACCACCUAGAUACUGUAUGUGGAGUUAGUGAAGUUGUUUUAUAGUAUUUUUUAUCAUUUAGAGUCCUGUACAUAGAUGUCGGAUAGAGUAAGUGUUACAAGCGCUCUGCACUGUGUGUAAUAAGCAAAUAGGAUCACUGAAUUGUGUUUUACAACUGUCCCAACUAUUGGAUGUACUAUUUUAAUAAAGACAGCGGUUUUAAAACCAAA